GGGCGCCCGAUCCCAGGUCAGCGGGCGUGGGGGCGGGAUCGCGGCCGGGCCGGCCCUGCCCCGCGCGCACCGAGAGGGGGAGGCGAACUGGCAGGGGCUACGCCCUGCCCUGCCCUGGGACAGACCCGCGCUGGAGGGGGAGCAGGUGACACCGCGAGGAAAUCGAGGCCCGCGGCUCGGGCUCCGCCCCAGGGGGUCGCGGGGCUUCCUCGGCCCUCUGGUCUCCGCACAGAUGGCGCGCUGGAGUCGGUGACAGCUGUCGCUGAAUCCAGUGCGUGACGCCCCGCCCCCUGCCCAGCCGAUUAUAGGGCCGCCCGCCGGGUAAAAGGAUUUCGGGGCUGGCCUGCCCACCCCUUCCCGCCCCGGACCCGGUCCCGGCCCUCUCCCUGCUCGGGCCCCUGUGUCCCAGUCAGCGCGCAGGGCCGUCCCUGGGAGCAGCAGUGCCCGGAAUCCUAAGGAGGAAGCCGCGAAGCUCCUCUGCUUGAGGGCUUGCUGCCGGAGGCAGAGGGGGCAAAGCCCCGGCAAGCCUUUGGCUCAGGGGAGCGGGUCCCAGGAGCCCGAGGAUGCCUUCCCGUCCUUGGGGUCCACACACACCCUCAGACACCCGGGAACUGCCCUGCUUGAGCCAAAGCUAUUGCAUUAAAACUUUUGCUGUGCGCACUUCAUUUCUAGUGACUUUAAAUAAUUACGUGAGUUACAAUUUAGAGCGCGAUUUGAACAGACACCAAGGCCACCUGGUGCCUUUCCACAGGACUCACUCCUGCCGGCAGGGUCAAUGGGCAGGUUUUGAGCGGGGACCAUUUGAGGGCGGGCUGCAGGCAGGACAACAGCACACCCCGGUUUGCUGCCCCUGCUCCAGACUAGCUGGCUUCUCAGCCCGGGCCCCACCUUUAGCACUGGACUUCCUGUGCCUGGACCUAGACCCGGGCGUUCCGCUCGCCAGGACCACAGGCGUGUGAGCAUAAGCCCCCGACACUAGGCAUCCCUUCACAAUUCAGCUCGCUGCUCCCAGAGCCGUGUGGGAAAUGGCCCUACAAAACCGGUUGGUGGCCCAAGGCCCAUCCUCACAACCCAGCUGUUCCACGGCCCAAAAAAGAGAAGCACCUUCCCGGGAGCCAGCAGGGAGGAGGACAUGGCUCCUCAACUGAGGGUCUUGUCGUGUGCCACGUGCCCCCACUCUAGCAAGCUCCGAGACCCACCCUCAGCCGCCGGGGGCAGGGGCUGCACAAAACUGUGCUCGCAUUUUACUGUGGUGGUUGGCUCCCGGGAUGGGGACCACAGAAUGGGUUCCAGGGACAGGACUGGACUUCAUGAGGGGUCACACAAGGACACUGGGCCUUGUCUUGAGGGCACAAGCCUCAUGCUCUGGACUCGGCUUUUGGAAGUUCCAGAGGAGAGCCCACCUGGACAAGGGAAAUCGCCUUCCCAGAGCCUGUCCCCCUUCCAGCCUGGGCUUGGCUACCUGGGCCCGGGGCCUCCCACCAUCAUGUCCCCAAGCCCACACCCCAGGCAAGCAGCGGCUAGAGCGCAGGGAAGCCUGAGCUCGGUACUGCUGGGCAGGAAGCCCCUUAGGAGGAGAGCUGGGAGAGGGGGCUCAGGCAGGGUGGGGCCUACCACUGGGAACAGCGGGAACUGCCGUGGAAGCCUAUGCCCCAGAUGUCAGGGCUGUUCUGGUAAAGUUUUUUGUUUUUUUAAUCAGUUGCUUGAACUGACUUAUGACCUUUCAGAUAUUGCACCCGGGGUGCGGGCCUCCAUCCACGUUCUCUGGUUCUCAAGUGUCAGGGGCCGGCACACCGACCUGUGUUUCAGGAGGCACAUCCCAUCCGGGCUGGACUAUUCGGAGGCCCCGCUGGAGGCCUCAGCUUCGCGGUCGGCCGCCGGUCCCGUGGGAGAUGGCCCCGGGGGCGCCCACGCUGCUGCUGCUGUGGCUGCUGUGGCUCCCCGGCUGCCCGCCCCGCGCUGCCGGCUGCCCGGCCGCCUGCCGCUGCUACAGCGCCACGGUGGAGUGCGGCGCCCUGCGGCUGCGCGGCGUCCCGCCCGGAAUCCCACCCGGGACGCAGACGCUGUUCCUGCAGGACAACAGCAUCGCGCGCCUGGACCCAGGCAUCCUGGCGCCUCUCGCCGCCCUGCGCCGCCUCUACCUACACAACAACAGCCUGCGCGCCCUGGAGCCUGGCGCCUUCCGCGCGCAGUCAUGCCUGCUGGAACUGGCGCUCACCGGGAACCGGCUGCGCGGCCUGCGAGUCGGCGCCUUCGCAGGCCUGGCUCAGCUGCGCGCGCUCUACCUGGCGGGUAACCAGCUGGGGCAGCUGCUGGACUUCACCUUCCUGCACCUGCCGCGACUGCAGGAGCUGCACCUGCAGGACAACAGCAUUGAGCUGCUGGAGGACCAGGCCCUGGCGGGGCUCUCCUCACUGGCGCUGCUGGACCUCAGCAGAAACCACCUGGGCACCCUCAGCCGCGAGGCCCUCCGGCCCCUGGCCAGCCUGCAGGUCCUGCGCCUCACAGAGAACCCUUGGCGCUGCGACUGCGCCCUGCACUGGCUGGGAGCCUGGAUUAAGGAGGGCGGCCAGCGGCUGCUCAGCUCCAGGGACAAGAAGAUCGUGUGCGCCGAGCCCCCACGCCUGGCGCUGCAGAGCCUCCUGGACGUUUCCGGCAGCAGCCUCAUUUGCAUCCCGCCCUCGGUGCACGUGGAGCCGCUCGAGGUGACGGCCAACCUGGGCGAGGACCUGCGGGUGGCCUGCCAGGCUUCGGGCUACCCGCAGCCCCUGGUCACCUGGAGAAAGGUGGCGCAGCCGCGCGACGGGCAGCCGCGGGCGCAGGCGCAGGCGGAGGGCGGGGCGCCGCGCCCCGGCGGCCCCGACACGGGCAGCGGCAUGCUGUUCCUUAGCAACAUCACUCUGGCCCAUGCCGGCAAGUACGAGUGCGAGGCCUCCAACGCCGGCGGCGCCGCCCGCGUGCCCUUCCAGCUCCUGGUCAACCUGUCCCGGCCGCAGCCGCCGCAGCCCGCGCCGCCGCCGCCCCCGCCCGCCGGGCCCGUCAGCCACGAGCCGCUGCAGGAGGCGGGCAGCAUGGCCUUCCGCGCCCUGGGCCUGGCCACGCAGACGGCCGUGGCGGCCGCCAUCGCGCUGCUGGCGCUCACGGCGCUGCUGCUGGCCGCCAUGAUCUGCCGCCGGCGCCGCAAGCGGAAAAAGGCGCCGGGACCGCCGGGCGAGGGCGCGCUCUUCGUCAACGACUACUCGGACGGGCCGUGCACCUUCGCGCAGCUCGAGGAGCUCCGCGACGAGCGAGGCCACGAGAUGUUCGUCAUCGACCGCUCCAAGCCGCUCUUCGCUGACGUCCCGACGGAGGCGGCCGACGGUGCGGGGCCCGGGCUCCUGCUGCAGCCGCCCGCAGCCUACGAGAUCCACUGCUGAGCGGCCGGGCCGAGGGGCGGGCGCGGGCUGAUGACGUGGGCCGCGCGGAUUGGCCGGCCGGCG
Molecule: messenger RNA, 3479 nt
Organism: Canis lupus familiaris (dog)
Lineage: Eukaryota; Metazoa; Chordata; Mammalia; Carnivora; Canidae
Gene: LRRC24
Product: leucine rich repeat containing 24
Exons: 4
Coding region: 1716-3416 (566 amino acids)
Molecular function (GO): protein binding
Source: RefSeq, a predicted model, not a curated record